GUAUUUAGUCAUCGCCACAAUUCGCUCACGAACAACUGAGUAUGAAAGGACACUCAACUUCUUGACGAUCCCCAACAUCACUCAGGCUGUACCUGAUCAACCCCUUGAUCGUAGCGCCAUCAGGAUACCUGCCAACAUCAAGCUUGCUGAUCCUAACUUCCAUCAUCCAGCAUCAGUGAACAUGCUCCUUGGAUCUGGACCAACACUUUCACUCCUCUGCCAAGGCAAGGAAAAGCUCACGCCAGCAGAUCAACCAGAAUUAUAUCUUCAACAGACUUUGCUCGGCUGGGUAAUCGGAGGGAGCGCGCCAACAAUGCAGACAAUACGUCGACGCGUAUGCAACGUUAUCAGCACCUCCAACCUUGACUUCGAUCUCUCCAAGUUUUGGGCGAUUGAAGAAGCUGACGCCACUUCAUCUUCAACCAGUACUGAGUCUGAUUGCGAACGACACUUCCUGAAGAAUAUCAAACGCGACAACACUGGUAGAUACAUUGUUGCUUUGCCGUUCAACGGGAAGGAAUCUCUGAUCGGCGAGUCACGAUCACGAGCUUUCCGCCGCCUCAAAUCUCUGGAAAGAAGACUGGAUGGCAACGCAGACCUCAACACUCAAUAUCGUGCAGUCAUUCAAGAAUAUUUAGAUCUUGGUCAUCUCACGGAAGUGACUGGAGCAGAUUUAUCCAGCUUCGGAUAUUAUCUGCCACAUCAUGCUGUGAUCAAGGAAAGCAGCUUGACGACGAAA
Messenger RNA from Diachasma alloeum, 739 nucleotides. RefSeq lists its product as uncharacterized. The record is from RefSeq and is a predicted model, not a curated record. Lineage: Eukaryota; Metazoa; Arthropoda; Insecta; Hymenoptera; Braconidae. The annotation marks the transcript as partial. The transcript has a single exon.